AUGGCACAGAUGAUGUUGUUGUAUUUCUGUACGUGUACGUUGAUGAUGCGGAUGGCGUUGCCGUUGCAUAGCAGAGCCAGAGUAGAACUUGAGAGGUUCCUCGGUGAUAAAGUUGACUUUACUUCGAUGCAGCUACGAUUUGAUUGCACAUUCGGUAUGGCAGCCUGCGUGUCUGCUGGUGUAUUGGCUCUUCAGUGGUUUCUUCGCCGAGCGACUACGAAGAGUGUGCUUAAGACAGCUUGA
Messenger RNA from Perkinsus marinus ATCC 50983, 243 nucleotides. RefSeq lists its product as hypothetical. The record is from RefSeq and is a predicted model, not a curated record. Bases 1 to 243 code for a protein of 80 amino acids. NCBI's taxonomy places the organism in Eukaryota, Perkinsozoa, Perkinsida, Perkinsidae. The transcript has 3 exons.